Molecule: messenger RNA, 1778 nt
Organism: Aegilops tauschii subsp. strangulata
Lineage: Eukaryota; Viridiplantae; Streptophyta; Magnoliopsida; Poales; Poaceae
Product: U-box domain-containing protein 21
Biological process (GO): protein ubiquitination
Molecular function (GO): ubiquitin protein ligase activity
Source: RefSeq, a predicted model, not a curated record
CGCCGUUCAAACAAACGCACGCACGCACACGUUCGUUCAACAUUGCCGUCCACAACCUAUAUAGCACGCCAUUUUCACCUCACCCCAUCCAAAAGGCAAUCAUCGGUCGUCAGCCGCCAUUCUCGUCGUCGAUCGGCUCCGGCCCAGCGCCUGAUAUCACGCCAGCUCGAUCGCCGCUUUCUUCUACCGUCGAUGGUCACGCCGCUGCCCCGCUUCCGCGCUCGCGCGUUCCGCGGCGCGGCGCGAGGCGCGCCGGCCAAGAUACCGCUCGCCGUGAGGCGGACGUGGCAGCAGCCGAUGUUGGUCGCCGCCGCCGAUUCGGAGCCUGCCGUGCCGACCCACUUCUUGUGCCCGAUAUCGCUCGACAUGAUGCGGGACCCCGUGACGGCGCCGACGGGGAUCACGUACGACCGGGAGAGCGUGGAGGGAUGGCUGGAGCGCGGCCACGCCACGUGCCCCGUGACCGGCCGGCCGCUGCGGCUGGAGGAGCUCGUCCCUAACCACGCCACGAGGAGGGUGAUCCAGGAGUGGUGCGUCGCCAACCGGGGGCUCGGGGUAGAGCGCGUGCCCACGCCCCGCGUCCCGGUCUCCGCUUUCGACGCGUCCGAGCUUCUGGAGGCGGUAUGCGCGGCCGCGAGGCGCGGCGACGGGCCGAGGUGCCGGGAGCUGGUCGCGAGGGCCAGGGCGCUCGGGAAGGAGAGCGAGCGCAACCGCCGGUGCUUCGUGUCCGCCAGCGCCGCCCGCGCGCUCUCGUCGACGUACUGCCAUCUUGCCGGCCAGCGGGUGGUGCCAGCGACGGCCCUAGAGGAGAUCCUGGCGGCGAUGGUCGUGUUCUUGCCUCUUGACGAGGAGUCCAGGCGCCACAUUGCCUCCCCGGCGGCGCUGGAAUCCGUCGUGUCUAUCCUCUCCCACAGCGAGCCCCUAGCGCGGGUCAGCGCCGUCGUCGUUCUCCGCGAGAUCGCCUCCUCAUCCGACCGGCAGUGCCUCGAGGCGAUGGCCAAGACCACCGGCAUAUACGCGGCGCUCGUCAAGCUCCUGGAGAAACCCGUCUCGCCCCAGGCCACCAAGGCGGCGCUGGUAACCGCGUACUACCUCGUCAUGCACACCGAGCUCGCCGCGUCCCGCCUCGUCGACCUCGGCGCGGUGCGGCUCGUCCUCGAGCUGCUGGUGGACGCCGACAAGGGCGCGACGGAGAAGGCGCUGGCCCUGCUGGACAGCCUGCUCCUCACAUGCAAGGGCCGCGACGAGGCGUACGCGCAGGCGCUGGCCGUGCCGGUGAUCGUGAAGAAGAUGCAGCACGUGUCCGACAUGGCUACGGAGUUCGCCGUGUCGGCGCUGUGGCGGCUGUGCAAGAACUCCCCGGCGGAGGGCGACGGGUGCAAGGCCGAGGCGCUGCAGGUCGGCGCGUUCCAGAAGCUGCUCCUGCUGCUGCAGGUGGGCUGCGAGGGCGCCACCAGGGAGCGGGCGAGCGAGCUGCUCAGGAUUCUCAAUGGAUCCAGGGACGGCGCCGAGUGCAUCGACACGCUGGAUUUCAAGGCGCUCAAGAGACCCUUCUGAGUGUGCAUAUUGGAACUUGGUUACGAUCGAUGUGGAUAGAACCAUGCAGACACAAUUAGGUUUAGAUUCUCUCUCUCUCUCUCUUUGGAAGAACUACCGUGCUCAAGGGGGAGUAUUUUUGGAACCUGGGAAUAUACGGUUCCACUCAAAAUUAGCCAAAAAAAAAGACAUCUACAAGUUGUAAAAAAUAUAUAUGAAAAGAAUCAUCCAUGCAACAGGUA